GUUGCCUCCAUCCAAAGCCCCGAAGGCGAAGGGGUCCGACGUCUUCUGGAACGUUUGGGGACCCUGUGGGGGGAGCUGCAGGAGGGGGCCGAGCGCCGGCAGCAGGUCCUGGACGCCACCUUCCAACUGGAGCAAUACUACUUCGACGUGGCCGAGGUGGAGUCGUGGUUGGGCGAGCAAGAGCUGCUCUUGAUGAGCGAGGAGAAAGGGAAGGAUGAGCAGAGCACCCUCCAGCUCCUCAAGAAGCACCUCUUGACGGAGCAAACGGUGGAGAACUACGAGGACACCAUCGCCCAACUCUCCCGCCAAUGCCGGGCCCUUCUAGAGCUUGGCCACCCUCAAAGCGAACAGGUCAGCAGGCGGCAGUCGCAGGUUGACCGGCUGUACGUGUCUCUGAAGGACCUGGUGGAGGAGCGCAAGGCCAAGCUGGAGCAGCAAUAUUGGCUCUACCAGCUCAACCGCGAGGUGGACGAGCUGGAACAUUGGAUCGCCGAGAAGGAGGUGGUGGCCGGCUCACCGGAGCUGGGACAGGACUUCGAGCACGUGACG
Messenger RNA from Egretta garzetta (little egret), 549 nucleotides. Its product is annotated as spectrin beta chain, non-erythrocytic 4-like. The record is from RefSeq and is a predicted model, not a curated record. Gene Ontology annotation, molecular function: actin filament binding. Gene Ontology annotation, cellular component: cell projection; plasma membrane; cortical actin cytoskeleton. The transcript is spliced from 3 exons. Lineage: Eukaryota; Metazoa; Chordata; Aves; Pelecaniformes; Ardeidae. The annotation marks the transcript as partial. Gene Ontology annotation, biological process: actin cytoskeleton organization.